Messenger RNA from Macroventuria anomochaeta, 1329 nucleotides. Its product is annotated as SGNH hydrolase. The record is from RefSeq and is a predicted model, not a curated record. The transcript has 3 exons. NCBI's taxonomy places the organism in Eukaryota, Fungi, Ascomycota, Dothideomycetes, Pleosporales, Didymellaceae. Gene Ontology annotation, molecular function: hydrolase activity, acting on ester bonds. Bases 1 to 1329 code for a protein of 442 amino acids.
AUGUUAUUUUCAAGGUUGAUUUCCGUGUUGGCUGGAGCCGUGGUGCUCGUCCAAGGGCAAACUACUAAUGGCGCUACCAUACGUCCCAACCCUUCCAAUGGACAUUGGGUAGAUGCGUGGGCCAGUAUGCCGCAGCUCACGGAGCCCGCUAACCUGCCUCCAGCGCCAUUUAACCAAACUGGUGCCGUCUUCGUCAACUCCACGGUUCGGCAGACACUGUACAUGACGACAGAAGCUUCACAGAUACGCAUCAAGAUCUCGAACGUCUUCGGAGGCUCCAAUUUACCCAUCGCAGCAGUCACAGUUGCUCUGCCUGCCAACAACACAGCAGGCAUUCACCAAAUCCAGGCCAAGACCUUGCAGAAAGUCACCUUCUCCGGCAAAGACUCAAUCAGCAUCCCCAACGGAGCACUAGCCGUCUCCGACCCGCUCAACUUCCCCAUCAAAGCUCAGCAAGUCAUCACAGUGACCGCGUACCUCGCAGCCGGCCAAACGACGAAUUCCAUCACCAGCCACCCUGGAAGCAGAACAACCAGCUGGUGGCAGUUCGGCAACGCCGUUAAUGCUGCACAACUUGCCAUUACAGACCCCACCACCCAGUCAGCAGCACACUGGUACUUCCUUUCCAGCAUCGAAGCAUGGGUGCCAAAAAGGACUGGAAGUCUGUUGAUUGUAGGAGACUCGAUCACCGAUGGUCGCGGCUCGGAUACGAACAAGAAUAACCGCUGGCCUGAUCUUCUGCUCGCCCGCCUUCAGAAGGACGCUGCUACGAAGCAUAUCUCCAUUGGCAACCUUGCUGCAGGUGGAAAUCGCAUCCUGGCUGAUGGUCUGGGUCCGAAUGCUUUUGGGCGCAUUGAUCGUGAUGUACUUGCCCAUCCGGGUGUGAAGUACGCAAUGGUUUUUGAGGGCGUGAAUGAUAUUGGCGGUGCACCGGCGACUGUGGAUGCGCAGAACGCUGUGUACAACUCGCUCAUUCAGGCUUACAAGCAGAUGGCAACUUUGAUCCGCGCACAUGGUAUCCCCGCCUUUGGUGCAACGAUAACUCCAUUCUCUGCGCCGAGUAACUUUACUGGGCAGCCGUACUCGAGCCCUGUUAGGGAGGCGACGAGGCAAAAGAUCAAUGACUUCAUCCGCAAUUCUGGAACGUUUGAUGCGGUUGCAGACUUCGAUAACUUCCUUGCUGAUCCGAAGAUUCCGAGUCAACUUGCUCCUCAAUAUGAUUCGGGUGACUACUUGCACCCAGGCGUUGUAGGAUACCAGCAUUUGGCGAAUGAGUUCCCUGUGGAGAUCUUUGUGGAGUGGGAGGGUGGUGUUAAUGGGUUUACCUAG